Pleuronectes platessa (European plaice) is the source of this 3593-nucleotide messenger RNA. It is a transcript of the gene atad3, whose product is annotated as ATPase family AAA domain containing 3. The record is from RefSeq and is a predicted model, not a curated record. Gene Ontology annotation, cellular component: mitochondrion. NCBI's taxonomy places the organism in Eukaryota, Metazoa, Chordata, Actinopteri, Pleuronectiformes, Pleuronectidae. Gene Ontology annotation, molecular function: ATP hydrolysis activity; zinc ion binding; ATP binding. The transcript is spliced from 16 exons. The coding region runs from base 1 to 3300 and encodes 1099 amino acids. Gene Ontology annotation, biological process: mitochondrion organization.
AUGUCGUGGCUGUUCGGCCUGAACCGGGGGCAGCCCGAAGCCCCGGCUCAGCCUCCACCACCGCCGCCGGCCGGAGGCUCCAGCGGCGGCGGAGAUAAACCCAAGGACAAAUGGAGCAACUUCGAUCCCACCGGGCUGGAGCGAGCCGCAAACGCGGCCAAGGAGCUCGACAAAUCCCGACAUGCCAAAGAAGCUCUGGAGUUGGCUCGUAUGCAGGAGCAGAGCACCCAGAUGGAGCACCAGAGCAAAAUGAAGGAGUACGAAGCAGCGGUCGAGCAGCUGAAAGGCGAACAGAUACGAGUCCAGGGUGAGGAGAGGAGGAAGACUCUGAAUGAAGAGACCAAGCAGCAUCAAGCGAGAGCUCAGUACCAAGACAAGCUGGCCAGACAGAGAUAUGAGGAACAACUCAGGCAACAGCAAAUUCUGAAUGAUGAGAACCUCCGCAAACAGGAGGAGUCUGUACAUAAGCAGGAGUCCAUGAGGAAAGCCACGAUCGAGCACGAGAUGGAGCUGAGGCACAAGAACGAGCUCCUGCGUAUAGAAGCCGAAUCCAAAGCUCGAGCCCGCGUGGAGAGAGAGAACGCUGAUAUCAUCCGUGAGCAGAUCCGUCUGAGGGCUGCAGAACACAGACAGACGGUGCUGGAGUCCAUCAAAACCGCUGGUGCUGUGUUUGGAGAAGGAUUCAGAGCCUUUAUUUCAGACGGGGACAAAGUCGUAGCCACGGUGGCAGGAUUGACCCUUCUAGCUGUUGGCGUGUAUUCAGCCCGAAACGCGACGGGGGUGGCAGGACGCUACAUCGAGGCGAGGCUUGGGAAGCCGUCGCUGGUGCGAGAGACGUCCCGAUUAACUGUGGGAGAGGCAAUCAAGCAUCCAGUCACGACGACUAAACGAUUAAGGAGCAAACCUCAGGAUGCACUUGAAGGAGUGGUGCUCAGUCCUUCCCUUGAAGAGCGUGUGCGUGACAUCGCCAUAGCAACCAGAAACACUAGGCAGAAUAACGGCCUCUACAGGAACAUCCUCAUGUACGGCCCGCCAGGCACUGGCAAAACGCUGUUUGCUAAGAAGCUGGCAAUGCAUUCUGGGAUGGACUAUGCAAUUAUGACUGGUGGCGAUGUAGCACCCAUGGGUCGUGAUGGUGUGACCGCCAUGCAUAAAGUCUUCGACUGGGCAAGCACAAGUCGACGCGGGCUGCUGCUGUUUGUGGAUGAAGCUGAUGCCUUCCUACGCAAGAGAUCCACAGAGAAGAUCAGUGAAGACCUCAGAGCCACGCUGAAUGCCUUCUUGUAUCGCACUGGAGAGCAGAGCAAUAAGUUCAUGCUGGUGUUGGCCAGUAACCAGCCAGAGCAGUUUGACUGGGCCAUAAACGACCGUAUAGAUGAAAUAGUGAAUUUUGCUCUGCCGGGCCCUGAGGAGAGGGAAAGGCUGGUGCGGUUGUACUUUGACAAAUAUGUGCUGGAACCCGCCACUGUAGGGAGACAGAGGAUGAAGCUGGCACAGUUCGACUAUGGAGUCAAAUGCUCUGAGAUUGCGAAGAGGACAGGUGGCAUGUCAGGAAGGGAGAUCUCCAAGCUGGGUGUGGCCUGGCAGGCGGCAGCAUAUUCUUCUGAAGACGGCGUCCUGACCGAGGCUAUGAUUGACGCUCGUGUCGAAGACGCUGUCAAGCAACACAUUCAGAAGAUGGACUGGCUGCUUGGAGAGGAGGAUUCCAAGACCCUUACACCUUUCUCAGCUGGGGCGACAACCGCUGGAGGCAAAAUGGGCUUCAAUCUGCCCAUUAGUGAGGCACCUCAGGCCCAGCAGGUGGUCGCUCCAAUCCUGGAGAUGAGCGCAAAGCCAGAGGUUGACACUAUCCCUCCUCUUUCAGACAUCACUCAGGUGAUCGCUCCAGCCCUCGCAAUGAGCGCAAGGCCAGAGGUUGAGAUGAUGCCUCCUCCUUCAGAAAUCGAACAGGUGAUCGAUCCAGCCCUGGAAAUGAGCGCAAGGCCUGAGGUUGAGAUGAUGCCUCCUCCUUCAGAAAUCGAACAGGUGAUCGAUCCAGCCCUGGAAAUGAGCGCAAGGCCUGAGGUUGAGAUGAUACCUCCUCCUUCAGAAAUCGAACAGGUGAUAGAUCCAGCCCUGGAAAUGAGUGCAAAGCCAGAGGUUGAGAUGAUACCUCCUCCUUCAGAAGUCGAACAGGUGAUUGCUCCAGCUAUGGAGAUGAUCACAAAGCCAGAGGUUGACACCAUACCUGCUCCAGAAAUCGAGCAGGUGAUUGCUCCAGCCCUGGAAAUCAGCGCAAAGCCAGAGGUUGACACCAUACCUGUUCCAGAAAUCGACCAGGUGAUUGCUCCAGCCCUGGAAAUCAGCGCAAAGCCAGAGGUUGACACCGUACCUGCUCCAGAAAUCGAGCAGGUGAUUGCUCCUGCCCUGGAAAUCAGCGCAAAGCCAGAGGUUGACACCGUACCGGCUCCAGAAAUCGAGCAGGUGAUCGCUCCUGCCCUGGAAAUCAGCGCAAAGCCAGAGGUUGACACCGUACCGGCUCCAGAAAUCGAGCAGGUGAUUGCUCCUGCCCUGGAAAUCAGCGCAAAGCCAGAGGUUGACACCGUACCGGCUCCAGAAAUCGAGCAGGUGAUUGCUCCUGCCCUGGAAAUCAGCGCAAAGCCAGAGGUUGACACCGUACCUGCUCCAGAAAUCGACCAGGUGAUUGCUCCAGCCCUGGAAAUCAGCACAAAGCCAGAGGUUGACACCAUACCUGCUCCAGAAAUCGAGCAGGUGAUCGCUCCAGCCCUGGAAAUCAGCACAAAGCCAGAGGUUGACACCGUACCGGCUCCAGAAAUCGAGCAGGUGAUUGCUCCUGCCCUGGAAAUCAGCGCAAAGCCAGAGGUUGACACCAUACCUGCUCCAGAAAUCGAGCAGGUGAUUGCUCCUGCCCUGGAAAUCAGUGCAAUGCCAGAGGUUGACACCAUACCUCCUCCUUCAGAAGUCGAACAGGUGAUCGAUCCAGCUCUGGAAUUGAGCACAAAGCCAGAGGUUGACAGUGUGCCUCCUCCUUCAGAAGUCGAAAAGGUGGUUGCUCCCGCCUCAGAGGUGAAUGCCAAGCAAGAAGUUGACAGUACACCACCUUCUUCAGACAUCGACCAAUCAGCAGAGGACAAAAGUGCUCUCCCAGCUGGACAGGACAGUCAAGAUGCUGCCAAAGCAGAAUCUGUGAAAGCACCUGAGAGUUUAGCCGAGCCUGCUAGUGUAACUGACAGCGAGGGCAAGGUGAAAACAGAAGGCAAGACUGAAUCCACUCCUCCUAAGGAUGGAACUCCAGUUUGAUUUGUUCACUGGUGUGGCCUGGAUAUGAGAGAUUAGUGUCCUGUCCCUUUAUCUAUUCUGUCAGUUUAUCUGCAAAAGCCUGCUGGACUGUCAUUCAUGACAGAAGAUGAGUUCAUAGGCUUGUAUGUAGGAGGAAUAAUCAAUUAACAUUUCAACACAAACAAUAACUGAGACUCUUUGAUUCUAAUAAAGAAUGUAAAAGUGUACUUUACAUUGAAACCAGAGUGUAAGAACAGUAUAUAAAUGUUGUGUCUCUUGAACUGAUUAAAUGGGUGUUUGUUUUUAUAAAGAGA